GCUGGGAUGCCCCAACACCAGCGAGGCCAGGCAGUGAGGAGAGAGCCUGUACAAAUGUUAUUGUUAUUAUUGCCCAUAAAUAUCCUGAGGCACUUAACGACCUUGGCAUGGAGCAUUUCCUGGGGAUUCAUGACCAGUUGGCGUUAAUGGUCCUUAGCAGCACCUCGGGCCGUCAGCUCCUCCCAGCCCAUCAUUAAUCCACAGGAAAUGUCUCAGGCAUCGAUCCUCAUUGCUUAAUUAAUAAAUGCAACUUGUCUCCUCGCCUGAGAUUUAGAGACAGGCGCUGCUGCUUCCCCUGCUGCCUUGAAGGUGACUUCUUCAGGUCCCUCAUGCCGGGAGGCCCUCGUGGGUUUUGUUUCCUGGCAUUCACCUGGGUGUGGGAUAUGGCAGCAGGAAAGUCUUUUCCCUCUUGGGCAGGCGGGAAUGAACUGAACUGCUGCUGGGACUGGGGUUUUCCACUUAACGUGGCUCAUCUUUCCCACCGAACACAAAGGUUUGAGCACCGUCAGCCGGCUGCAUCCGAGAGCCCGAGUGUGAGCGGCAUGGAAGAACCUGGGAAUGCUCCAAGGCCAUAGCAGGUUCUAUAAUAAUCGAUGUUUUUUGCCCAUGAGUCACAAUCCAUCUCUAACGUCCCUCCGGGGAGGUGGGAUUUGCUAUCUUUAGUGCUCACGACUGCUGCUUUCCUGCGCUGAGCAUCCCGCUGAGCCCGGACUCUUGCUGCAGGGAUGCUGACCUGGCAGCUGCCGUGGCUGCAUUUAAAUCCUAUUCCCUGUUUCUCCAGCGUUUACCACCCGUUGGCUUCGUGCAGUGGGUGCCGUAGCAUAAAUCAUGGUCAUUCCUGAGGUGCUUUUCUGCGGCUAGUCUGAAAUCCCCAUUUUGGUUCACUGGCUUCACUGGUGAGCUAAAUUAUUUUCAUAGCCCCUUAAGGGCAUAUUGUCAGCCCAGACUUAUUGCCAUUAUACACCAUAUCUGAAACAUUAAUAUCUCUUCUAAAUAUAGUGUAUUGACAAGGUAUCUGGUAUAGUGUAAAUCCUUGGGACAUUUGAUCCAGAUCAUUAAAACUGAGUGAAGGAAGGGAGGAAUAGAUCAAGUUGCCUUGCCGCUCUUAAUUCAAACAAGCGAUGAAUUAUUCAUUCCAUUAUUAAUUCUACAGGCCUCCUGCUUUUUUAUUUAGUUAGUUAUUUAUUCCCCUCCCAGAUAGACAGCUCCAAAAGGAUGCUCGGGUGCUGCUGAGGGGAGAUUUCCCUGCUGGAGGAUGGGGUGCAUGGGGGCAGGCUGCCUGGCAGCAUUGGCCGUGCUCUGUGGGGCUCUCGGGGAUGCUCCAGGCAGAGGCAUCAAAUGCGGGGGGGUGCUUUCGGCACCCUCUGGGAAUUUCUCCAGCCCCAACUUCCCGGGACUGUACCCCUAUGAGACGGAGUGCACGUGGCUGAUCGUGGUGGCCGAGGGCUCCUCCGUCCUGCUCUCCUUCAGCCACUUCGAGCUCGAGUACCACACUACCUGUGCCUACGACUACCUCCAGGUCUACAAUGGGGCUGCUCGGGACCGGGGCAACCUCCUGGGCACCUUCUGUGGCCACAGCCCCCCGCCACCCUUCUCCUCCGCAUGGCAUGUUAUGGCUGUUGUCUUCCGCUCCGACCGCCACGUGGCCAAGCGCGGCUUCGCUGCUGCCUACCGGAAAGACGCCUGCGGUGGGCAGCUGACGGGGCUCUCAGGGGAGAUCACCAGCCCUCGCUACCCCGAGAGCUACCCCAAUGAUGCCGAGUGCCGCUGGAGCAUCGGGGCACCCGAUGGUGGAACACCCCUCACCCUGGUGUUCAUGGACUUCCAGGUGGAGGGGGGCCAGGGCUGUGGCUUUGACUACGUGGCUGUAUUUGAUGGCCCCACUGCUGCUGCCCCCCGCCUGGGACGCUACUGCGGCAGCGCCCGCCCGCCCCGCACCGUGUCCUCCACCCCACACCUCCUCAUCCUCUUCAAGUCAGACUUCAACAUCGGUGGCAGGGGCUUCAAGGCCCAUUUCUACUCAGGUGAGUGCCAGGAGGUGUUCACUGCCAUCAAAGGGAACUUCUCCAGCCCUCGGUACCCCAACUUCUACCCCAACAACCUCAAGUGCCAGUGGAGCAUCCAGCUGCCCCCAGGCUACCGGGUCAGGAUCUUCUUCCUGGACAUGGACCUGGAGGGCCGGAGCAGCCUGACGGGUGGCUGUGACUAUGACCUUGUGGCUGCCUUUGAUGGUGGUGCUGAGAAUGGGUCCCUGCUGGGGCAAUGGUGUGGGCAGGAGAGCCCGGUGCCCGUCACCUCCCACAGCAACCGGGUGCUGCUGGUGCUCCACACCGACCGCAACACAGCCAGGAGGGGCUUCUCCAUGGCCUAUGUGGGAGUUGUGCCCAUGAAUGUCAGCUGCACCCGCACAGAUUUCCACAUCCAGAUCCCAGUGCAAUCCCUGGCCCAGCUGGAGAGGAACAGGAUUUACUUGGGGACCCCAUCCUGUGCAGCCCAGGUGGUUGGCAGGAACUUCAAGAUACACACCAGGUUCGACACCUGCGGCACUGAAUCCCAGAAACGCAACAACACAUCCAUCAUCAUCAGCACCCUCUACAUUGACUUUUCCACGGGUGACCAGGAGGACAUCCACCGGUACGAGGUGCAGUGUGAGCCCAAGAGGAAGGAAGCCUCCGUCACCCUCAUCACCGGCUCCGACCCAUCCAGGCUCAGCCAAGCAGAAAACCUGGUGGAUGCCCAGCAGCGGGAGGGGGAAGCGAUGGACACCCAUGAAAUCAAGAGCCAGGACACCAGUGACAUCGUCUUCAUCAGCAUCUGCAUCCUGGCUGGGCUCCUCAUGGUCAUCGCGGUGGUGGGGCUGGUGCUCCUGUAGGAUGCUGCUCCACACAUCCCCAGGGCAAUCCCAGCCCUGCACAGGGUGGAAAUGCACCCCAAAGUCCAUCCUCACCCCAGGCUGAGCACUCCCACAGAUGCUCAAACAGAGGCACAGCUCCCAGGCUCUCAAAGAGCCUGAACCCAGCCUCCAUCUCCCCACAGUGCCUGAAUAAUCCAGGCAAUAGGCAGCCAUUUCGCUUCCCGAUUUGUUUUCCUCUGUCUCAAUCUGUCCAUUUGGCUCAGGAAUGCAAUUCUUGCACUUCCUAACUCUUCCCGCACCUGCUUCAGUUCAUUUUCCCUCUGGUGCUGCUGCUGCUUUCUGGAAAGUAACGUUGUUUGCUGAUGGCUGCGAGUCAUCCUGUCAGUUAUUUCCAGCUGACUUCUUGAAGGUCCAAACCAUCCCCAGAUACAGUGGUAUUCCCAACAAAUAUUAUCCAUGCUCCCACCCAUGCUCAGGGAGUACUGUGGAGCUGUGUUGUAGGUAUCUCCACUUGGCCCAUGCAGAUGCAGUUCAUGGAGAUGCUCCCAGGCUGUGUUUCUGGAUGUCUGGGUGAUGUGAUGAGGUGCAGUCGCCAUGCCCUGGAGCUGCUGUUUUGAUCUGCAGAUGUCAUCUAACCCAGUACUUGCUCUCAGGACUCUCCUUGGCACUUUAGCAGCAGGAGGCAAGGAGAAGGAUCUCUCUCCUGCUCUGUUUUCUUCCUUUCCAUUGUAUCCAGGCAUCCACCACUGUGAGCUCUGUGCCAGCAUCACUCCUGGAGUCUGAAGGAGAGCUCUGGAGCCUGGGGAGACACUGGAGCAUGGAGGUUUUGGCAGCCUUGUAAAGACAGCCUUGGCACGAGGGGCUGGCUGUCCUGGGACCUCAGUGACACCAACCCUCUGCCCUUGGUGCCUGCAGAGGGUGAGCCCAGCAACCAAGAGCAUGAAAACAGGAGUCCUGUGGUCAGUGCACCUCCGGAAGACUUGGGUUCCUCCCGGGGAGGACUGAUGCUACUGACUGAUGGCCAAAUAACCCCUACCCCAACACAAAGGAUGCUCCCUUUCAGCACCACACUGAGUGGCUAUCAUAGAGCUGCCUGUGUUUGUCCUGGCAUGGGUCAGAGCCAGUGUAGGACAAAGCCAAUGUGAAAUCUUGCUGCACAAGCAGGGUGAAUGCAGCCCUGAGAGCCAGGUGUAACCUGUGUGAAACACACUGUGGUGCAGGGAGAGACCUUAAGAUGUCCAAAUGUGGUCAUUCAAAGGUGAAAAACUGAGCUUGGGGGCUUCUUUUUUGAUAGCACUGCGUCUAAAUGUGGAUCCAUCCUAAGGAGGGUACCAGCUAUUCCUGUAAAGCAUCACACAGCCAACUGCUGAAUCCAGGUCAGUCCUGCAGGUGAAAGUCUUUGCUGACUGAUGUCCUGCAUCCCGCACUGCUGAGACAGCUCUGCACAUCAGGGUAUUAGAGGAAGCAGCAGUAAAGGAAAAGCAUGAUGAUUACAAUGCUGAUCCUGGCUUGCACCAUCCCAUGGAUGCCUAAAAGGGUGUCUGGGGAGGGAAGAAGACACAAAUCCACGCAUGCCUCUUAAUGAGGAACCUUCGUUGUUAGAGCCUGCAUUGCUUUGGCAUUCAUUGGUGCAACACAGGGGCAAACAUAAGAUUUCCAAGUGAGGAAUUGGCCAGCCCUGUUCAGCUCCAUUAAGGCAACGUUUUGAAAGCCUGUGUUGUACAUAGAGGGGAAACCAGGGCAGACCCCACUGCUGCCUGCAGAGCCUUGCUGCCACUUCAUUGCUGGGGAUACAACUGUCAGCUUGAGACAAUAGCUACAAGAUUGGACACCUGGAGGGAUUAAAGAUACAAUUCAACCUCCUCAGCAGCCCCGAGUAUGCUGAAACAGGUGGAUGCUGAAGCCACUUGUGCUGGUGGGAGCCUGCAGCACCCAGCAGCAUCCGGCCGCUCGCCUGCAGGAUGGGCACCUCCUCUCCCUGCUGGAGGCUCAGUGCAGUGUGAUUUACAGGGGAACAGGCUUUUCUGGGUUCUUGGUGGUGCUGCACUCAUAAGGAGCUGGACCUCGUCCCAGAGCCCAGCAGCAAAGGGAGCUGAUGUUGUGCUCAUCCCUAGAGGGCUUCCAGCUCUGGCUCCUGUUUGAAGCCACCAGCGCAUCUCUGGGUGCGGAUACAGGAGUGGUGCUAUGGGAACAGCUCUGCUCUACCCAACUAAGGGGCUCCCCAGCAUCGCCAGCCCCACAGGGCAUCAUCGCAGGGGCUCAUGGUUGAGUGAUUAAUGCAGCUUGAAGGCUUACAAAAGCCCUCUCCUGGCUUGUUCCUGGAUGCAUUCACAGCUGCAUCUGUGGCUGCCACCAGCAGUGAGUCAUUCAAGCCAGUCUUUCUCCUCAGAGCAAGGAAAGCCUGCGGUGCUCACCAGCACCAGCCCUCCUCAGCCUGCAGUCAUGCUCUGACAUGUCUCAGCCUCUCAUUUCUCCAUCAGGUUGUGGCAUCCAGGCUGUCCCUGCCUCUCAGGAUUCUGCUCACUGGCAUCCCCUGUUAAACCACCUCAUCCCGGGUACGCAGGGAUCUCCCUUUCUGUUCCCAAUCUGACACCCUGGGAAGCUGCUUCUGCAGGAAACCUGGAGGUGUCACCACCAGCACUGGCCAGGAGUCCUCUGUGCUUCCAGAUAAUGCCACCGAGCUUGAGGACCCCAAAGAGUGCCAUGGCAGCAGCAUGGGGCAAAGGGGACAUCAUGGGGACAGAGACUGUGUUCCUGCCUUGGUGGCUGGGACAUGGGAGCAUCACCUUUCCCCAUUUAAUGCAGGAUUGGUUCCCAUCCAAAACAGCAAUGGUUGAAUGGCUCACGAAGUGCCUGUGGCUUUGCAAAGCCUCCCCAGAUCCCUGUGCUGCUGGUGAUAAUCCCCUCUGGAUUUCAGCCCAAACGUGUUCCCAGCUGGUUUAUCCCACUUGCCUCUGUACUCCCUGCUUCCCAAAUCACCCAAAAGCUUUCCCAGCUCUUCCCCACCACCAGCUUGGGGUAUCCCCUUCCCCAGCACCCCUUUCCCAGGGGCUACAAACAGCACAGGAGUGUGAUGCUGCUGGCUGAGACUUGAUCCCAGAGCAUCCCACACAGUGCACAGAAAGAGCUGGCAGCACUGCCAUGGCUCAUCCCCACCCGUGUCCCCAGCACACCCAGCACAAAAGCUCCUUGUAGCCAUCACCCUCCUGGCCUCGGGUGACCUUUCCCCAUCAAUGGGGCUCUGUGCACAGCGUGACAGGGACACCCGGCGUGGAGCGGGGAUCAGGGAGGCACCAGCUUGUUUGUCACUGCAGUAAGGGAUGUGAUGCACAAUGAGCAGGAGCUGCAGAGAGAGCUAAUGGAAAGGGGCCAGGAGGAGGAAGGACAAACAUAACCAGGGGCUGGAGCUGCUCUGGCUUUGGAAAUCAAUCUUAAUAAGAAAUCUGUGUUCAUCUGAUCUCCUCCAUGCAACCAAAGCUCCCCAGAAAGGGAUCAGGGAACAUCUCCAUGGCCAGAAAGGUUUCCUUGCCAUGUGCUGCUGCUGAGCGUGGCCAUGGCAUGGACCAGAGUGGCACCCACAGCAGCUCUCCUUUAGCAAGGACAUCCAUCCUCAUCCGUGCGGAUGAAGAGCCCAGCAUGGGAGGUUGUGUCAGGACAGCGGGGAUGGGAGAAGAUCCCUGUGAGUGAGUACAAAGUCCAGCACUGCCCUAGCCAUUCGGUGGAACAAACCCUUUUUCUUAUGUAAGAGCCACUCGGAUGGGCUGCAGACAGGGAUCAGGAACCCAUCACUCCUGCCCUCCACCAUGGUCCCCAUGCAUCAGGCCUCAGUUUCCCUUCUUAGCCUUGCCCAGUGUUUCCCGAGCAGGCAGGGAGAGCAUCGGGCAUAGGCAGCAUUCCUGGUACUCAUCUGAUUAUUUAUUUAGAGCCUGAUGAUCUGAUUGCAGGGCUGAAUGCAGCCGCCCCAUUUCCUGGCUUCCCUUAUGGAUGUGCCGUGGCGUCCCUCCGGAGCAGACAAAGGCUGUGCUGCUGGGCGGGAUGAGAGCCUCCCUUAUCUCCCUGCAAACGUCUUCCUGCGGCUCUGGUGAGGAGCUGUUGGUGAGAAUCACAGAUCAUAGAAAACAGGACUGGAAAAGCCCCCAGGAGAUCCAUGGGUUUAUUCCUUUUCCUCCCUGAGGAAUCGCUGCUACCAAAGGGAAGCUGGGA
Melopsittacus undulatus (budgerigar) is the source of this 7057-nucleotide messenger RNA. It is a transcript of the gene CDCP2, whose product is annotated as CUB domain containing protein 2. The transcript has 6 exons. The record is from RefSeq and is a predicted model, not a curated record. Lineage: Eukaryota; Metazoa; Chordata; Aves; Psittaciformes; Psittaculidae. Bases 1256 to 2872 code for a protein of 538 amino acids.